Messenger RNA from Neurospora tetraspora, 1791 nucleotides. RefSeq lists its product as uncharacterized. Lineage: Eukaryota; Fungi; Ascomycota; Sordariomycetes; Sordariales; Sordariaceae. Bases 1 to 1791 code for a protein of 596 amino acids. The transcript has a single exon. The record is from RefSeq and is a predicted model, not a curated record.
AUGUGUAUCCAAGAGUAUAUCGCCUACCAAUGUGGGCACCGAACGCCGGGCGUCGUCCGCCCAUGCCCCCUUACCACCGCAGGACACAACUUCCCCGUCUGCACCAUUCAUCCGUCGAAGCAACACCUGGCACACACCAUGUGCGGUCCUUGUGAGAGACUCCUACACUCACGAUGGGUGCUCAUUCGGGAGUGGGAGCAUCGCUGGCUGCAUGAGCGUGGAGUUUGCGGUUGUGAUGUGGUCUUCCCCGGCCUUCUGACCCGGCCUCGCGUGAUUGGCAACGUCUCAGGCUCAGAGGAGGACGUCACCGAAGGGACCCGAGGCGACACAAUCGGACGUUAUGGAUCUGCCACCCCCGGUGACACAGCGGAGGCAGCAGAAGAGGCACAAGGACAAGGUCGUACAGGAGGGAAUUAUCACAUCCCGCCCAUAUUCACCGAAACCGCCGCCGGCGAUCAGCAACGUGUUGCCAUCCGUCUUCCCAGCUUGUACGCGGCAGAGUGGCUAGCUGAUCACCGCGCUCUUCAUGACAGUGGACGAUGCCAGUGUUCGGUCCAGUUCACGCCGUUUCAGCCUGACGUGGGAGAGUACGAUAUGACCACCGAGGAACGGGAGUUUCUCGAGGAAUACCGCCAUACUGAAAGCCGCAACCGGGCGAUAAACGAGAGUGAGGAGGAAAUCGCUUUGCGGAUGGCACAGAUUAAUGAGACGUUUGGACCAUUUGAUCCUGCUGCGGCUGCUGCAUCAUCAUCCCCGACCAAACCGCAACCGCCUCUUGUAUCUGAUUUACCUCCUCCCACCGGCCCUCGUCGUGCUAGAGCUCCCUCACAUCACUGCCAGGGCCAGGGCCAUGACCUUCCUCAUCGACAGUCUCAUCAAGGACAGGUUGGACACUACCACAACCAGCCAAGGUAUGCCACCUCUUCGACUUUGGCCACGAACACCUCCGUGCCCUUCUUCCCCCAGGGGCAAUCUUGUGAUCCGGCAGUUCAGUAUCAGCAGCGACCGGACCUUUUCGGCCUGGCAGAUCAGCUUGUGCAGCUCUCUAUUUCGACUCCAAAGGGAGGAGGAGGAGGAGGAGGAGGAGGAGGAGGAGGAGGAGGAGGAGGAGGAGGAGGAGGAGGUCACUUCGAUUCGUCGUCCUACACAGGUGUGCCGCAGCAGCCGAACUACGACAACAAUGAACAACACGUCUACGGACCACACACCUUCGUACCAAUGGGCAUCAUUUUCCCCGAUGAUCAUCACACUCACAAUCCCAAUACUCAGGACGGACAGGGACAGCAUCAGCAAGAACUUCGCUCCCUAACCAGUAGUCUCCCCCCGCCCCCGCUUCUUCCAUUUUCAUUUCCAUUUCCACCGUACUGUGGUCUGCCCGUUGGCUCCGGACCAGAGGGCAGUGAAGUACACAUGCCUGAGUGGGAGGAGUGCCCGCUGAGGAGAUGCAAGUCGAGUUUCCAACCUGGACCUAGUUCUGGAGUCGGCAGGGUGCCCCUGAGCGAGAUUGAGGAGACUGGAAUUGAGAGCGACGGGGGGGCUACGAAGGAGAAUGAAACUGAGAUCGGGGAGGAGGUUGGAACUGAAACCAAUACCGGAAACGGGAACGACGGAAACGGGAACGACGGAAACGGGAACGACGGAAACGGGAACGACGGAAACGGGAACGAUGCUGAGAGCGGUUGUUGUGAAACUCAAGUUGGUCACGCUGAGCAGCACCAGCAGCAGCACCAGCAGCAUCGAACUAAUUUGGGAGGAGGAGGAGGACACCAACGGAGUUGUUCGUUCUCCUGA